CUCGGGAUAUCUGUAUCCUCAUUACAAUUAAUCCAAAUCAGAGAUCCAUCAAGAACAGAGUGUUUUUUGGCUCUGUGGAAGGCUACAGCGUGUUUUAGUUUUGCUCAUUUAUCAGAGUGAAAAUAGAGGGUGUGGGCCAAAAUUCUCUUAUCACAUGCCUGGAUGUAAAGAUAAAGGUACGUUUUAGCAUGAAGUAUGCCCUGAAGGAGCCGAUUGGCUGAUUAUCUCAGUCAACCAAAAGAGUCAGAUGAUGUGACAAAAGAGCAGAUCUGCAUUACUGGAGAGUGUGUGUCAUGCAGAAAUGUGACUGCGGACUUUCUUUCACGCUCUCCGUGCAGACUGCCGAGUGCGAAAGCUGACGGGAGAUGCCAGACCACGAGACAUCUAGUGUGGGUGAACCCCCGCCAACAUACAUCAUCUUUAUCCUGGUCUUUUUCUUCUUCAUGACCGGCCUUUUGGGCUUCCUGAUCUGUCAUUUGUUGAAGGAGAAGGGUUACAGGUGUGAACUGGAGGAUGAUGAAGACGGCUGUGAGGACAAACUUGGCGAAGAAAAAGAUGAUGAAUCAGAUGACAGUCAAGACACUGUUGAACAAAUUCUGAAAUGCAUCAUUGAGAAUGAAGCCAAUAUGGAGGCCUUUAAAGAUAUGCUGGGCGGCCAGAAUGUUUGUGAACAUCACGACCCACGGUUACAUCACAAGGACAGUAUAGGCGGCCUUCCCCUUCACCAUCAUACAGUUCAUCUGGGAGGUGAAAUCAGCUCUUGUGCUCACUGUAUGCAAGGACAUUUAUUAAAAACACGACGCAGAAGCCGUGUGGCUAGAAGCAAAACCCGACAAGAACAGACUGUAUUUUCUGUGGGCAGGUUUCGGGUCACCCACAUGGAGAAAAAAAGCAGCCUUCAAGGUUCCAUCAAUCUGCCCACCCUUAAACCAGGAGAUGUGUCGAAUGACACGACGCUCUCAGGAAUGAAAGAUACCUGGAAAAAACCUCAGGAGGAAUACAACAUCCGCAACAUGUUCAAAGACACUGGAACAACCAAUGGCAAGCUUCCAAACGCAGGCAAGCGGAAGAAAAGCAUCCCACUGCUGACCUUCUACAAGGGAAUUAAUCCAGUGGCCACUAAAGCGGCAGAAGGGCUUGUGGUGGACAAAAAAGGACAAACCACAGCUGAACAUCUGUCGAGCUCACCCGUCGCAUCUGAGACAGCUUUAGACAAAAACUCAAAUAAAGAAUCGGCUCAUAACUUACAGGUGACUGUUCAUGAGAGCAGCCCAGAGGAAGACAGAGCUGACAGUGUGAUUUCACAAGACAAAUUAGAUACAAUGGCCACCGGAGGACCCAGUGGUUGCGCAAGAUUUUCUGUGGUUCGGACUGAAGAGGAGACUGUCAUCACAUCCGCAGUCACUGCUGAGGACAGAGAAGAUAAUAAUGUGCCAAAUGAUAAUAUCAAAACUGACAAAGUCAGUCAGGAGAAUAUAGACAACCAGCGGGUAUGACAACAGCAUCAUUGACCAACCAGCACAGCACAGACUUAUUUAUUGAGAAUAAAUAACCAAUAAAUAACCUUUGACCAAUAAACAACUGCAUAAAAGUUCUAUGCGCUUGUUGUGACGUAAGAAACACAGUUUCCGCCUCCAAGCAUUCAGUCAUUUCAAGUGAGUCCUAUUUAAACAGCCAUUUUCAUUGAAUUUUCAUUCAUUUUGAGGCAGAUUAUAGGCCCAUAACAAUAAUCAAAUGCUAAAACAUUAUACUGACAAUUUGGCUGUUGAAAAACCUUUCCAAAGCAACUUCACUGGGUGAUUAUAAUGCGUAAAAUGUCCCUCGAAUACAAUAUUUAGUAAAUACGAGCUAUUUAAACUAUACUUGUGUCAUAUUAUCUUGGCUUUAGGACUUCCUCAAGUGAAAACGUUUCAGAGAAAUGUAAGUUAUUAAAGAAAUGUUUGCGCUCAUCUUGGAAUGGGAUUCUUAUUGAUUGAUUGUUUACAGUAAUUAUUCUCUCUGUAGUUGCAGAAGUUCUUUUUUAAUAUGCCAGAGGAGAACUGGCUCUCCUGGUUGAGUCCGGCCUCUCCCAAGGUUUUUUUUCUCCACUCUUAUACACAUACACUGCAUCUAGUGGAGUUUUGGUUUCCUUGCCACCGUUACUCAUCGGGAGACUGCUGAUUUAGUUGAAUCCAUAAAUAUAAACAACUUGCGUUUAACAACACACAUGCACGUUAACAUAUUUUAACAAAUAUAUUCUUUCUGCACAUUUUGGUAUUGCAAAUUGAUCUGGUAUAUUGUAAUUUCAGGCUCCCAGUCCUGAUAACAAUAUUUAAAAUAAUAAUAUACUUAAAUUAAAUAUACUUUGAUUGAAUAAUUUAUAGUUUCUGACAAUCCACUGACAUCAGUGUGCAUUGCAUAGAGAACAACUUGCAAUAAUACCAUGUUUCUUAAUACCGUAUAUUCUCUUCAUUUUUUCCCUAGUAUUAUUUUUAUUUUAUUUUUUAUUAUGAUGUAUGUAAAAAUGAAAAUUGUGAAAAGCGCUAUAUAAAUAAAGUUGAAUAAAAACAUUGAAUUGAUUGAUGUGAAAAGUGUGGGUGUUUCCGGUCUGGUGGUUAAAAUCAUAGACAUAAGAAUUUUUUUUCAUAGACAUAAGAAAUACUUACGGAGCCCGUCUGAUCACCCCUCGGAGAAAAAAAAACAAGACCCGCAAAUCCGUGGCCACAGUUUUGUAAUUCGUUCCCUCAGUUUAAAAAUCCAUACUCACAGAUUCUAAAACUGUUCCCACAGUUUACAAAACCGUGCUCUCGGAUUAAUAAACUGUACCCACGAGUUUACAAUCCGUGCUCUCGGUUUUGUAAACCGUCCCCUCAGUUUUUGAAAUCUGUGCCCACGCUUUCGCA
Molecule: messenger RNA, 2882 nt
Organism: Triplophysa rosa
Lineage: Eukaryota; Metazoa; Chordata; Actinopteri; Cypriniformes; Nemacheilidae
Gene: rell2
Product: RELT like 2
Exons: 5
Coding region: 366-1496 (376 amino acids)
Biological process (GO): positive regulation of p38MAPK cascade; positive regulation of cell-substrate adhesion
Source: RefSeq, a predicted model, not a curated record